UCCCGCCCCAUUUGGACAAAGCCCCGCCCCCCCAGGGUCUGACAUCGCUGCCCCUAUUGGAGCGCCUGGGCUCCGUCACCCUGCUGGAUGUGGGGGGCAACGCCUUGCAGGGGCUGCCCCAAACUUUGGGGGCAAUGAGGAGGCUGCAGGUGCUGGACGUGUCGCGCAAUCAGAUCGCGACGCUGCAGGGAGUCCCGCCCCUCCCGCGGCUGCGUGAGCUGCGAUUGGAUGGCAACCCCAUAAGCCACGCCCCCGCCCUGGCCCCAUUGGCUGACUUCCCCCGCCUGUCUGUCCUGGGAUUGGCUGAGACACCGUUGGCCGCCGCUCCUGACGCCUCCGCCCGAUUGGCUGAGCUUCUCCCCCGCGUCACCGUCGUCCUCUCCUGAUUGGAUGGUGCCGUUUGCUCCGCUCUUCCUCCGGAUACGGGGCUUCAAUAAACUGCUGUCACGUGGUC
Molecule: messenger RNA, 454 nt
Organism: Meleagris gallopavo (turkey)
Lineage: Eukaryota; Metazoa; Chordata; Aves; Galliformes; Phasianidae
Source: RefSeq, a predicted model, not a curated record